Messenger RNA from Acinonyx jubatus (cheetah), 5585 nucleotides. It is a transcript of the gene HLF, whose product is annotated as HLF transcription factor, PAR bZIP family member. Gene Ontology annotation, cellular component: nucleus. The coding region runs from base 413 to 1384 and encodes 323 amino acids. Gene Ontology annotation, biological process: regulation of transcription by RNA polymerase II. NCBI's taxonomy places the organism in Eukaryota, Metazoa, Chordata, Mammalia, Carnivora, Felidae. Gene Ontology annotation, molecular function: DNA-binding transcription factor activity, RNA polymerase II-specific; RNA polymerase II cis-regulatory region sequence-specific DNA binding. The record is from RefSeq and is a predicted model, not a curated record. The transcript is spliced from 5 exons.
GGGGGGUGGGGUGGGACGGCGCCCAGCCUCGGGUGCUGGCGCGUGGGGGCCGGGCCGGCGCGGUGCCUUCCGCCCUUCUGCAGCUAUCUGCAUAUUUUUUCUUUCUUUUUCGCAAUUUUGAACAUUUUGCAGGACGAGGGGUUCAAGGCAGGUGAGAGCAUCCUGCACGUCGCCCAGGAGCCUGCGGGCACUUGGCGCGCUCUCCGGGGACCGUCUGCACUGGGAACCCGAAAGUUUUUUGUUUUUAUUUUCUUAUGCAGCUGUAUUUAUAAAGAUAUAAGUAAUUUUUUUCUUGUCUCCACCGCCUUGAAAGCGAGUACUUUUGGCAAAGGACGGAGGAAAAAGCUCAGCAACAUUUUGGGGGGCGGUUGGGUUUUUUUCUUUUUAAAGAAAAACAUUUGAGUGCAUCGCGAUGGAGAAAAUGUCCCGACCGCUCCCCCUGAAUCCCACCUUUAUUCCGCCUCCCUACGGCGUGCUCAGGUCCUUGUUGGAGAACCCGCUGAAGCUCCCCCUUCAUCACGAAGACGCAUUUAGUAAAGAUAAAGACAAGGAAAAGAAGCUGGAUGAUGAGAGUAAUAGCCCGACGGUCCCCCAGUCGGCGUUCUUGGGACCCACCUUAUGGGACAAAACCCUUCCCUAUGACGGAGAUACUUUCCAGUUGGAAUACAUGGACCUGGAGGAGUUUUUGUCAGAAAAUGGCAUUCCCCCCAGCCCGUCUCAGCAUGACCACAGCCCUCACCCUCCUGGGCUGCAGCCGGCUUCCUCUGCCGCCCCCUCUGUCAUGGACCUCAGCAGUCGGGCUUCUGCACCCCUUCACCCUGGCAUCCCGUCCCCAAACUGUAUGCAGAGCCCCAUCAGACCAGGUCAGCUGUUGCCAGCAAACCGCAAUACACCGAGUCCCAUUGAUCCUGACACCAUCCAGGUCCCUGUGGGUUAUGAGCCAGACCCGGCAGAUCUUGCCCUCUCCAGCAUCCCUGGCCAGGAAAUGUUUGACCCUCGCAAACGCAAGUUCUCUGAGGAAGAACUGAAGCCACAGCCCAUGAUUAAGAAAGCGCGUAAAGUCUUCAUCCCUGAUGAUCUGAAGGUGCGUCCACGCUGCGGGAGGGAAGCCAUGGCGCCCGAGCAGUGGUCUCAGACUCAAACGGACUGUCAGGGAAGGAGAUGUGAGGAUGACAAGUACUGGGCCCGGCGCAGGAAGAACAACAUGGCAGCCAAGCGUUCCCGCGACGCCAGGCGGCUGAAGGAGAACCAGAUCGCAAUCCGGGCGUCCUUCCUGGAGAAGGAGAACUCGGCCCUGCGCCAGGAAGUGGCUGACUUGCGGAAGGAGCUGGGCAAAUGCAAGAACAUACUUGCCAAGUACGAGGCCAGGCACGGGCCCCUGUAGGAUGGCAGUCUUGCGGGCUGGCUUUCCAAUAGAUGGACAGUGUGUUUCCCGCCUGAUAGCACCACACCCGAACCAACCUUUCUGACAUCAGCACUUUACCAGAGGCGUAAACACAACUGACUCACAUUCUGGUGUGCGUGUGCGCGCGUGCGCGCUUCUGCUCCCGUGUGGUCCGCGGUGCGCGCGCGUGCCUUUGCACUUGCCAUGUUAAGGUAGCCCUCUCCUCAUCUUUCAGUUCCGAAAAAGAAAGGUGCCGUGUUUUUACUGGACUGCGGAGACGCCUCCUGGGGUCUCCUGCCCCCCCUUCCAACCCCCCUCCUGCCCCUUCCCGCGUCGCUCUCUGGUGGCUCCUGCCUGCUCUUCCGGGACCCUCUGCUGGGCUCCACCAAGCAGGGCCCUGGUGAAAUAGUAGAUCUCAGUUGUCAAGACUACGAGCUCUUGUUUCUGUUUAAUCUGUAAAUUACCAUGCUAAUAAGGUGCGCAAAAAUCACUUAGCACUACACUGCAGCGCUCUCGCUCUCUUUCUCUCUCUCUCUUCAGUUAUAGGUUGCUUUCCUCAUAUUUUCAGUUUUGGUGAUAAUUGUCUUCAAAUUUCAAGUGCUGUUUAGAUUUAUUAGAUCCCAUAUUUACUUACUGCUAUCUACUAAGUUUCCUUUUAAUUCUACCAACCCCAGGUAAGUAAGAGUACUAUUCUAGAACACAGAGUGUGUUUUUGCACCGUCUGUACCUAAAGCAAUAAUCCUAUUGUACGCUAGAGCAUGCUGCCUGAGUAUUACUAGUGGACAUAGGAUAUGUUCCCUACCUAAGAAUUUCACUGUCUUUUAAAAAACAAAAAUUACAGUAAUGCAUUUGAGCAUGCCCAGAAUAUCCCCAGGACAGGGAAGCAGAGGGAAAUGCCAGGUCUAAGAACGAGGGAUUAAUUUAUCAGCAUAGGAGCCAAAAAAAAAAAAAAAAAAAUUGCAUCUUGGAACAGCUUUUGACAUUGAUAUGUUUGCUUUUGUUUUCUCCGCUCUCCACCCCCACUUUUCUAGUUCCCUUUUUCCAUAUCCCUCUUGAUAUUCAAAACAAUUACUUAAGAUUCAGUUUUCCCCGUUUUUGGGUAAUAUAUAUAUUUUUGUGAAUUAUACCUUGCUGUUUUUAAAAAUCAGUUAAUUAAGUUAAUAAGUUCAUGUUUUGUAAGACCCUUUUUCCUAGCGGUGUCAUUUUCGAAUGCUUCAUAAAUUAAUGAUUCUGGAGCUUAUGUUUCUUAUUUCGUUUGCUUUUUUGAAAGUAUGUGCUCUUAUAAAGACGACUUUUGAAAAAUGAAUGUAAAAGACACUGGUGUAUCUCAGAAGAGGAUGGUGUUGUCGUAAACUGUGGUUAAUCCAAUCAAUUUAAAUGUUUACUACAGACCAAAAGGAGAGAUUAUUAACUUGUUUAAUGUUUAUACAGAGCAAUUAUAGGAAGUUCUUUUUUGUACAGUAUUUUUCAGAUAUAAAUACUGACAAUGUAUUUUGGAAGACAUAUAUUAUAUAUAGCAAAGAAGAGAAAACUAUUCCAUGUUUUAAAAUCAUGUAGCAAAGAUAUAUAUUCAUCAGUGUUGUACAGAGAAGAAGCGCUUGGGGGUUUUGAAGUCUUUAAUAUUUUAAGCCUAUCACUGAUACAUCAGCAUGUUUUUUGCUUUAAAUUAAAAUUUUAUGACAGUAUCGAAGCUUGGUGUGACGAAUCCCGCUCUAAAAUACAUAAAGAGCUUUCCUGUUCCCUAUUAGGUCUCAGAAAGAAGUCAGUUAACGUCACCCAGAAGCACAAAGUGGAUGUUAGUCAAAUAUUUAUUGGCUGAUACGGUGUUUUUUAGGAAAAGCAUCUGCCAUGAAAACGUUCACUUCAAAGUUACGAGUUUCUGGAAUGAAAUAUCACUGCAAGCACCCCAAACAAUUCUGUUCCCCUCUGUGGGCACGUGUGUCUUAUGCGGUAUAAGGUUGAUACCGGUGUUACAUGUACGGUUUAUAAUUUGGUAGAUGUUUUGACCUUAAAGGUGAUUGUUCUUUUGUUUCACCAAGUUGUGUAAUGUCAAGAGAUUCCGCUGUUAUUGAAAAGAUACGUUUUGUGCUAGAUUAAAACACCCUUUCAUCAAUGGGAUUUUCUAGUCUCCUGCCUCCAGAGUAUCUAAUCCUUGAAUGACCUGGUGGUCCCCUUGUCCAUCCACCAGCAGUGCUUCUGUCGAGUGUCAUAGUUUCCGUAAAUCUGACUAGAAGGCUAUUUCUACUAGAUACUCAUUUUGUCCCGAGCUACAGAUUAUGGUGGGAAAUACGAGAGCAUUAGAAUCGAAAUGCAUUGUUCAGGUAUGCAACUAAGAAAAGAAAACCUUUGGCCAAAUUAAGCAGAACUGAAUAAGCAAUAUUCAGGAAGAGAUGCAGGUGGACGCAGUGUUAGCUUUUUUAUAGGUAGAGAGACCAGUGGCAGCAGAAGUAUUCAGUGGCAGGAGUUACUGAAACGGAAACAAGCAAUGUCUGUAAGUGGAGCAGUGUUGCACCAUUGGCCAUCCAGGUUCACCACAGGAUGAGAUGGUAGCUGAAAAAACCGUAUUUAUUUGAGCUCUGGUCUUGGAAUGAGGUUGUCUGUAUCAAAUGAGGGUCACACAUUUUCUCUGUGGAAGAAAUAAAAAGAUCAUAAUAAAAUUUACUCUUGGGUGUGCUAGGAGAGGUUUCAGAAACCUACCUCGUCUUAAAAUUUAAAAACUUUUGGAGUCUGUACACGUGCCUUAUAUGUAGGUCAUUGUCCCCACACACACAUGAACACUCAAUCCUGGACUUGCUUUCUGUCGAGGGCGGUUAACUAGUAAACAAGGCAGUUCUGCUCGAUGGCAUAGGAAGCCGUGGCCUGAUUUGGAAGGACUCAGAUCAAGCAGGGUCAGAUGAGUUCUGCAGACCACAGCUAUUAAAAGAGUCCUGUUGUCAUUUUCCACCUUUUCAUCAGAAGCAUCUUUCGGAGAUUAAUUACUUGGCCAUUAAAGAUGAAUCCAAAUCCUAUCGUGCCGACAUCAUUUAGACACAAUUUGGAAUGAGCGGCCUGCUUUCCUGACAGGGUCGAGGUGUCAUUUCUGUGGACUUAGACUUGCAGAGAAGGGCAAAACCUGAUGAGCGUGUCCUGCCUCAUGCAAUUUGAGGCUGCAGGUAGGGAAUAGGAGGGCUGGGAGAGAUCACGUCCUCCUUUUGAGAAAGGGGCCACCUUCUGACCAUUCAAAACACUCAGUGGGCAAGACUGUGCCAGGCCUUUCAUCUUCCAGUACGACAGGCCUGGGGGAAGUCAUCCCUUGAAGCAGAAGGACCGUUUGUUCCAGGAGCGUGCAGAUGGGAUGUGGCUUCGGGUGGGUAGGAUGCUGUGCUAGAGAACCCAGGGGUUCCUUCCGACUCGCCGGUUUUGUGAGGGAACACACAAUAAUUCUAAAUGUGCAUUUAGAAGGUCUUGAGCCUAAAAGAAUUUUAAGUGCAGCCCCCUCUUCUCCAGCCACCCCUGAGGAAAACAACAUGCAGAGGUAUACUUGCUUUUUUUCCGGUAGUUUAUCUAAUUUCCCCCUGGUGUUCCUUUUAAGAAUAUUCAGACUUUGUCAGAGUUCAUCAGAGCUGUCCCAAGCCAGGCUGGCUUGGCCUGUUUGCCUGUGUGGAGCGCGGACGCUGGGAUUUAACCCGGGGUCGGCAAGCUGCAGGUGAUGGGGGACAGUGUGCUAAACAGCUUCUGCUCUCAGGGUGCAGCUCCCUGCUGAGGGCUCCUGGGCCCCACUGGGGAGGCCAAGGUCUCCUCCUGGUUUUCUCUACAAUUAAUAAUGUCAUUUUAAAAAUGAGCAAAGCCUUAUCCUAGAUCUCAAUUGGAUUAGACUUGACAAUUAAGUCAGUACAUUGUGCAGAGGGCCAAGUGUAUGUAGAGGAGUGUGAGUGUGUGUGUGUGUGUGUGUGUGUGUGCGCGCGCACGUGCACGCACACGUGUGUGGAUAUUUAAGUCAAAUCAUAACAUCUUUACUUUUGGAGAACCUUCCCGAACAUAACCACCAUAACCAUUAUCCUUUUGGCAACACCACAAAGGUUGCAUCUGUUAAACAGGUACAAGUUCACAUGAGGUCAGUUUAAUUGUACAUCGUGAUAUGGGUGGUGUUUAUGCUGUUAAGUCCGAACCCUUAUCUGUCUGUUAUUCUCAAUGCUUAAUAAACUUUGAAUUUGUUCCUUUC